This is a messenger RNA of Ictalurus furcatus (blue catfish), 2527 nucleotides long. RefSeq names its product neurotrypsin. The coding region runs from base 32 to 2515 and encodes 827 amino acids. The transcript has 14 exons. Gene Ontology annotation, cellular component: membrane. Gene Ontology annotation, molecular function: serine-type endopeptidase activity. Gene Ontology annotation, biological process: proteolysis. The record is from RefSeq and is a predicted model, not a curated record. NCBI's taxonomy places the organism in Eukaryota, Metazoa, Chordata, Actinopteri, Siluriformes, Ictaluridae.
GUGCUCACACCGCCGACUCUGACAGGGCACCAUGGCCACUCUCUCGCCUCUUAUACUCGGACGUUUUUUGCUUUUUGCUUUGGGACAAGUUGCACAGAACGAUGGCCACUUGGAUACUGUGCAGAGUUCAGGCCCUCUGUCCUGCUUUGAGGGUUUCACACUACUGGGUUAUUACAACGGUUCCAUGUUGCAGACAGACUCAGGUUUUCCCUGUCUGAAAUGGACGGAGUUCCCUGACUACAUGCUGCAGUACCCAGGCAGAGGGCUUGGAGAUCACAGUUACUGCAGGAACCCUGACCGUGAGUCCCAGCCCUGGUGCUUCUUCAGACAGCAAUCUGGAGCCAUCGGCUGGGCUUACUGCAACUGCCACCAGGGUGCAGCCAGGCUGAUGGGAGGAAGGUCUAACAAGAGCGGCCGUCUGGAAGUUUACCUGAAUGGCCAGUGGGGGACUGUGUGUGACACACACUUGACUGACCGAGAUGCAAGCGUCAUCUGUCGACAGCUUGGCCUCGGUGAAAUCGGUACUGCACUCCAGCACUCCUACUUUGGUCCUGGCUCUGGACUUUUCCACUACGAACGACUUGGCUGCCGUGGUAACGAGAACUCUCUUUUAGAGUGCCGGGGCCGCAAGUUUGUCUCUGGUGACUGUAAUCAUGGAAAUGAAGCUGGAGUGGUGUGUGCUGCACCUGCAGGAAAUGGCAUUCCCUUGAGGCUGGUGGGAGGCCAGGAAGACUUUGAGGGACGAGUGGAAGUGUAUCAUAACAACCAAUGGGGCACAAUUUGUGAUGACCAGUGGGACGACAUUGAUGCCGAGGUGGUCUGUCGACAGCUUGGACUAGGUGGUGUGCCAAAGGCGUGGUCGUGGUCUCAUUUUGGCCCCGGGGCUGGGCCCAUCCUGCUAGACGGGGUACAGUGCACAGGAAAUGAGCUCUCUCUGGAGGAGUGUCCUCACACACCCUGGGGCCAGCACAACUGUGACCACAUGGAGGACGCUGGGGUGUCCUGUAACCCAUAUACAGAUGGUGCAGUGCGUCUGGUGGGAGCAGAUAUUCCAUGGGAAGGACGCUUGGAGGUGUACCACGCUGGAGAAUGGGGCACAGUGUGUGACGACAGCUGGACUGAGCAACAUGCCCAGGUGGUUUGUCGGCAGCUUGGUUUCAGAGGGCAUGCAGAAAUAGCUCCAGAUGGUGCAUAUGGGGACAGCACAGGACUUAUUCUAUUGGAUGAGGUGAAGUGUGAGGGGGGAGAGAACUCCCUGCUGGAGUGCAGGCAUGCAGAGUGGGGACGCCACGACUGCUCCCACAGUGAAGAUGUGGCCAUACGCUGUGAGAGAGAAGGAAAUACCGAUGACAUUACUGCAGUUCUUCCAGUCUCAGGUCCCCUGGUAAGGCUGGUGGAUGGAGAGAGCCGUAAAGAGGGUCGUGUGGAAGUCUUCAUUAACGGCGAGUGGGGCAGUGUGUGUGAUGAUGGCUGGAAUGACAUCAGUGCUGCAGUAGUGUGUAGGCAGCUGGGCUUUGUUGGGGUAUCUAAAGCCCGCUCUAUGGCCUAUUUUGGUGAGGGCCAGGGUCCAAUCCACCUGGACAAUGUGAGGUGUGUGGGUACAGAGUCGUCUCUGGGAGAGUGUUUAGCUGACGGGUUAGACAAACAUAACUGCAGGCACAGUGAGGAUGCAGGGGUCAUCUGUGAUUACGUGUCCCAGCCAGUAGCCGACAGCUCGACAGCAACCCAGUCAUGCGGCCUGAGGCCCAACACACAGCGCCGUAGGAGGAGGAUCGUUGGAGGAGACAAGUCACUUAGAGGAGACUGGCCAUGGCAGGUGUCUCUGUGGCUAAAGUCUCAGUCCAAAAGGAACCAUCCGCUGUGUGGAGCCACUCUCAUCAAUUCCUGCUGGAUUGUCACUGCGGCUCAUUGCUUUAAGAGGUUUGGCUCAGAUCCCUCACGAUAUGUUUUGAGGUUGGGAGAUUAUCACACUGAGGAAAGGGACGACUUUGAGCGCACUCUCUCUCCUGAGCGCAUCGUUAUGCACAAGAAGUACCUCAGCCAGGGCUGGGAGUACGACAUUGCCUUGGUGAGGCUGAAGGGCACAGAUGGGAACUGUGUAUCUUUCAACCCACACACUAACGCUGCUUGCCUUCCUACUCAUGGUGACAGGAAGACGAAGAGACCUGCUGCGUGUGUCAUCACUGGCUGGGGAGUUACAGACUCUGAGUACUCACGUACUUUGCUGCAGGCCUGGCUUCCCUUGCUGCCAUCCUGGAAGUGCAAAAAACGUUACGGCAGCCGCUUCACUGGCCGCAUGCUGUGUGCUGGCAGCCUGUCAAAUCAUCGUCGUGUGGACAGUUGCCAGGGAGACAGUGGUGGCCCGCUGGUGUGCCAGGGUGAAGGCGGGCGCUGGACUCUAACUGGGGUCAUUUCCUGGGGUCAUGGCUGUGGGAACCCUAGCUAUCCUGGGGUAUACACUCGAGUGAGCAGGUUCCUAAAGUGGAUUGAUAAGGUCACCCUGGGUACUGACUAACUCUGUGGAUAG